Limanda limanda (common dab) is the source of this 1755-nucleotide messenger RNA. It is a transcript of the gene gpr37a, whose product is annotated as G protein-coupled receptor 37a. Gene Ontology annotation, molecular function: G protein-coupled peptide receptor activity; prosaposin receptor activity. Gene Ontology annotation, cellular component: signaling receptor complex; plasma membrane. Gene Ontology annotation, biological process: adenylate cyclase-inhibiting G protein-coupled receptor signaling pathway; positive regulation of MAPK cascade. NCBI's taxonomy places the organism in Eukaryota, Metazoa, Chordata, Actinopteri, Pleuronectiformes, Pleuronectidae. The record is from RefSeq and is a predicted model, not a curated record. The coding region runs from base 1 to 1755 and encodes 584 amino acids. The transcript has 2 exons.
AUGCAGCUUCCACCCCUGAGGCUCCUCUGUCUGUGGCUGUGCAGCGAGGCCGUGGCGAGUCAGCUCCACGGGCACAAAACAAAGGCGACUCUCAGUCGUCAUUAUGAAUCCACCACCGCGGACAGGAAUGCGCAGAGCCGGGCAUGGCGCACUGUGAGCGCGGUGCGCAGUGGGGGAGCGCGCGGUGCGAGUGCGCAGGUUUCGUGGCUGGAGACGGUGAACAGGUCGUUCUCUGAGCUCCGGCGCACCGAGGUGCCCCGGAGCUCUGUGCGUAAAAGUGACCGGCGGAAUGGAGUCCGACCUGAACCCAGAGAGGAAGCUUUACGCGCGGAUGGAAACCAAAUCGGUGGACCGCGGAGAGGUGAAUGCAAGUCAGGAGAACUUGAGAAACAAACUCGGCAUGGACUCAUCUGCAUCCCGGCGAGUAGCGGACCCAACCCGCGGCCGAGGCGCAGCGCCGACCCGGGCAGUGAGGAGCCGAGCGAGCCCGGAGCUCUGCCCGUGGCCAUGGCGCAGGAGCAGGAGGCCGAGGCGCCUUUUGGACUCAACACCAGCGACUAUGAGGAGGAAGAGUACUCUCUGCCGGACAUUCCAGACCCCACGCCAUUCGUGCCGGUGAACCCGCGGACCAGGCGCAAGCAGGUGAGGAACCCGUUCUUCCCGGUCACCGCGGAGUCCUACGGCGCGUACGUGGUCGUGAUCCUCGCCGUGGUGAUCUUCAGCGUGGGGGUCAUCGGGAACGUGUCGGUCAUGUGCAUCGUGUGCCACAACUACUACAUGAGGAGCAUCUCCAACUCGCUGCUGGCCAACCUGGCGCUGUGGGACUUCGUCAUCAUCUUCUUCUGCCUGCCGCUCGUGGUGUUUCACGAGCUCACCAAGAACUGGCUGCUGGGAGAGUUCUCGUGCAGGAUCAUCCCGUACCUGGAGGUGGCAUCUCUCGGGGUCACGACCUUCACGCUGUGCGCCCUGUGCAUCGAUCGGUUCCGAGCCGCCACCAAUGUGCAGAUGUACUAUGAGAUGAUUGAGAACUGGGCGUCCACCACAGCCAAGCUCGCUGUCAUAUGGGUGGGCGCUCUGCUGCUGGCUUUACCCGAGCUGCUAAUUCGUCAGCUUGUCACUGAGGACGGCGAUCCUCCCGGCGUGACACCGUGCGAGCGCUGCGUGGUCCGAAUCUCCACCGAGCUCCCAGACACACUCUACGUCCUGGGUCUCACCUAUGAUGGUGCACGACUCUGGUGGUACUUUGGCUGCUACUUCUGUCUGCCAACGCUGUUCACCAUCUGCAGCUCGCUCCUCACGGCUCGCAAGAUCCGCCACGCCGAGCGGGCCUGCAUCCGCGGCAGCAAGAAACAGAUCCAGCUGGAAAGCCAGAUGAACUGCACUGUGGUGGCGCUGGCCAUUCUCUACGGCUUCUGCAUCAUCCCGGAGAACAUCUGCAACAUCAUCAGCGUUUACAUGGCGGCUAGCGUUCCCAGGAGAGCCCUAGACAUCCUGCAUCUGGUCAGCCAGCUGCUGCUCUUCUGCAAGUCAGCUGUGACACCGGUGCUACUGUUCUUCCUCUGCCAGCCGUUCACCAAAGCCUUCCUGGACUGUUGCUGCUGCUGCUGUGCUGAGUGCAGCUCGCCCAGAGACUCCGGCACCAGCGACACCGAACACGAGUGCAACACCACCGAGCUGGAGCUCUCACCGUUCAGCACAAUCCGCAGGGAGCCGUCCACUUCCACUAGCUAUGCAGCUGCGGGGACACACUGCUGA